GAUCGCCAGCUGACAAGCGCUGUGCUCGUAGUGCGUCGAAGCUCACGCGCGGAGAAUUGGGUCCCUGAAAGUACAAUCAGGGAUUUCAAUUUUUUUGAAUCCCGUUUACACAUUUACUGACACACAUCUGUAAUUUUUCAAACAUCUAAAUUCAUGUUUUACAUUACUGUAUGGGGACCUGAACGAUGCUGGGUGCGACUCACUAUUGAACUGGACGUUUAAAAAAAACACUCUUCGUUCGGUUAUGGAGCCACAACCUAGAGAAUCAGAUGAUUUACAGCCCCAAGACCUUUCCUCCACCUGUAGCCAUGCUGCGAUGGACUUGACUAGGAAAGGUGAGGAAUGCCUCCUGAAAACCAGCUCUGUAGAUGCCAUAAGGGUGGUCAAGCCUUCAAGCUGGUACCCAGGCUCUGGGGGCAGCAAGGGACUCCCCUUCCCAAAUACUGACCCUGAACACAGGCUUCAACCAGGAGACCAAAUCCAGCCUGAUAAUGCUUUCUCAAACACUACAGUCACCCUCUCCUAUGUGAGCCGGUCUCAUGUCUUCUCCACCCAUGACACUCUCUCCCAGCAUUCCACUCUCUAUGGUGUCCCGUCGAUCAGCAAGUUCUCAACAUUGGAUGGAUACCUGCAGCAGGUGGAUAGACCUCUGGGCUUAGUGCCUCAGUCUGAAAUGUUUGACUCUGUGUCUCCAGCAGCCCCUGUGGUGGUUGAGAGUGUGGCAGCAGUUCCUUUAAUGCAGCACACUCAUGAAAUCAACGGCAGUCGAAUGGCUACCAGCGGAGGGGUGGAAAAACACAAGCCUCAACAGAGAGGGAAUUCAAAGGAAAACUGUAUUUUUCAGGUCACAGACAACAACAGAGGACUGCAGAAUGGCAGGAGUGACAACUGGCCCAAUUCUGCAAUCUGUAUUGAUUCCUCCCCAGAGCUCCUCACAACAGAUUUGGAGGAGAAGGAACAAAGGAGUGCAGACACAGAGGUUCUUUUUCUUAUCUCAAGAACGGAGGAGCCAGUCAUACUCCAGGACAGCAGGAGUCCCAGGGACCUUUGUUCUACCAGUAGGGAGUAUAUCAGUUCACUGCAGGACCCGGUCUCUCCAUCUGCUACCUCAUUGGAUAAUGCAGAUUUGUUCAUUCUUCCUCAGGCUUCCUGUUCACUCAGUGCUGUUAACUCUUUUGCAGAUAAGACUGCAGAUACCCACUGGGAUGAUCUGGCGAGCCGUGGGCCUCAACUGUCUGGGCUAUCAGGGGAGGGGACAGUACAGGGGACACAGGCGAACAGUGAUAACACCUCAAGGUCAGAUAUCAGCAAGGACUACCAGCAGCCCAUACAUAACACCAAGGCAGUUUCAGAGCCUGUUGUUGACUUGACGGAAGACGAGAGCAUUGUGCCCCAGGUUGUAGAAAACAAACCCAAGGAGUCGGUUACUUCUAACCAGAAUGGUAAGGCAAAGGCAGAGCAAAGGACUUUUGAGAGGAAGAAACUCCCCCCUCGCUCAGGCAGGGGAACAAGGUUAGAGGCCAUAGUGAUGAACAUAAACCCUAAUUGGUAUAAAGUAUCCACUAAGAAGCCCAAGGUUUCAAAGACCCAGAUCCAACCCUUGACAAAUUCCCAAAAUCAGACCCAGAGCAGUCCAUCUGAAGCUGCAGUUAGUCAAACUCAGACCCAGAGCAGUCCAUCUGAAGCUGCAUUUAGUCAAACUCAGACCCAGAGCAGUCCAUCUGAAGCUGCAUUUAGUCAAACUCAGACCCAGAGCAGUCCAUCUGAAGCUGCAGUUAGUCGAACUCAGACCCAGAGCAGUCCAUCUGAAGCUGCAGUUAGUCGAACUCAGACCCAGAGCAGUCCAUCUGAAGCUGCAGUUAGUCGUACUCAGACCCCGAGCAGUCCAUCUGAAGCUGCAGUUAGUCAAACUCAGACCCAGAGCAGUCCAUCUGAAGCUGCUGUUAGUCGAACUCAGACCCAGAGCAGUCCAUCUGAAGCUGCUGUUAGUCGAUCUCAGACCCAGAGUUGUCCAUCUGAAGCUUCUGUUAGUCGAACUCAGACCCCGAGCAGUCCAUCUGAAGCUUCUGUUAGUCGAACUCCGACCCCGAGCAGUCCAUCUGAAGCUUCUGUUAGUCGAACUCCGACCCCGAGCAGUCCAUCUGAAGCUUCUGUUAGUCGAACUCAGACCUGGAGCAGUCCAUCUGAAGCUUCUGUUAGUCGAACUCAGACCCGGAGCAGUCCAUCUGAAGCUGUUGUUAGUCGAACUCAGACCCGGAGCAGUCCAUCUGAAGCUGCUGUUAGUCAAACUCAGACCCGGAGCAGUCCAUCUGAAGCUGUUGUUAGUCGAACUCAGACCCGGAGCAGUCCAUCUGAAGCUGCUGUUAGUCAAACUCAGACCCGGAGCAGUCCAUCUGAAGCUGCUGUUAGUCGAACUCAGACCCAGAGCAGUCCAUCUGAAGCUGCUGUUAGUCCUAACCAACAGAUAUCAUCUGCGUCUAGCUCUGAGGGAGAGACUAAAGUAAAGCCAGCCAAAGGAAAGGCAGUAGUUGCCUCAACAAAAUGUUCUAUAGAUAGCAUUAACAUUCACAUAGACAGUGGCAGAGAGUCUACCUCAGAGUCAGAGCACGCCGUGUUUUUCAAAUACCCAGACAGCAGCACAUCUCCGAAAGCCUCCAGUCCAUCAUUUCUUCCGGACAAACACAUUGAGAAUGAGUAUGAACUCAGAGGGUCAUCCUCAGAGGUGGAUGUAGUGAGUUUAUUACCACCAUCUAAGGUGUCUGAAAGAAGUCCUGGGAAGCAAAAGGCUAAGAAUACAAGCUGCAAAGCUGCCUUUCCAAUCACGAAAACAACAAAGGUGACUCCUGCUCCCAAAAAGAAACGGAAAAAACCCAGACCUUGCCAGUCCUCCAUAUUCUCCCCUCAGGAGCCUGAGAUCAAACUCAAAUACAUCAACUACAAGGAGGAGAAGAGGGACGUGAGGGGGGAGACGUUCUCUCCAUUCAUUCAUGUUGAACGUAAGUCUGCCUCCACCUCCCCUGCCAACUGUACGGUCAUUAACUACCCGGAGGAAGAGAAACCCAGGCAGAAGGGCCAGCGUCAAAUGCAGGCUGCAGGCUCCGCCUCCGGGAGCUUCAUUCCUGGGGCCAUACCCUCUACCUCCUGCCUCCAGCUGGGCCGCGUCUCCACCCACAGCAAGUACUGCAACACCCUGGUCUGCUGCCUCUGCGGUGGUUCAGCUAACGCCUUGGACCUGGGGGACCUCCACGGUCCAUACUACCCUGAGGGAUACAGGCCUAGCUCUAAAGCCCCGGCCAGUACCCCAGGCCUCAAAGAAGAGGAGGAAGAGGAUUUCAGUGACUCUGACUCCUCCUGUAGCCUGAGAGGCAGGGGCCGGAAGUAUGCUCGGCCCCCAGGGGUCCCUUGGCCCCACAAACCUGGCCCCCGGCUGAACCAGGAGGGCCUGCUCGGGAGGUGGACCAGUGACAGCGCUCCCUCCGGCAGCCCUCCAGCUAAGAGGGCCAGGACACAGGCUGGGGUUGGGGUCACCUCUGGGGCUGUGGCUGCGUUAGAGGACUGGUACAGUCCCCCUGUGGUCCCUUUGGAGCAGUGUGAGUACUGGCUCCAUGAGGACUGCUGCAUCUGGGCUGCAGGUGUGUUCCUGGUGAAAGGGAGGGUCUACGGCCUGGAGGAGGCAGUCAAGGUAGCUCAAGAAACGAUGUGUUUGCGCUGCCAUAAAACAGGUGCCACAUUGGGCUGCUUUUUAAAAGGAUGCCCCAAUAAGUAUCACUACAGGUGUUGUCUACAGUCAGACUGUGUCCUCAAUGAAGAGAACUUUUCCAUGAAAUGCACCAAGCACAAGAACAAGUCAUUCAAAAGCCCUCCUGGGGGUCGAAGAGAAGACAGGUGACACAGCCUGGAGACCAUCUGAAUACUCAUGAUGGUGUUCAGCUAUGGCAUUUUGCAAGUUAUCUCCUGUGAGCCUGGUAACAGUGGAAUGGACUGGAAUGCUGUCCUCUGACAGCUGCGCUGGGACAGAAUGCAACCACCAACUAACCUUAACUGGUUUUCUACUCUUUCUGGAACUGGUCUGCUUUCUUCACCGCUUAGUGUUCUUGUCUGCACAGUUUAGGUUGUAGACCACGGCUGUCCUAAUGUCCUGUUACCUCUCAGUCCUUCACGUGGAACUGGACUGGCAGUGCAGGCUGCUUCAUGGGCAAAUGACUGAACCGAAUACAGGAAAUUGGGUAAACCAAGGUCCCCAAUAGAUAAGUGUUUUCAUGUCAUGAUAGCAUGCUCAAAGUGCUAUCAAUUUGUAGUUAUUUAUUAACAAAAAGGUUUGUCCCUUUUAAAAAAAAAAAAAAAUAAUCUGUAAAUAUUCAUAAUGCAAUCUGAGAUAUUUAAUUUUUGUAAAGCUUUGUAUGUGAUUAUAUUUGCCGUAUUUAUUUUUGGGGGGUAUCUUGUGGCUUUUGUUUUGACUUUGCAAUUCACCCAGAGGUGUAUUUGUUUGUCUAAGUUAUUAUUAAGAACCUGAAUGCUGAAGACUCCACUGUGUAAAGGUGCUGGUGGCUGUAAAGGAGUGCUGAACAGACUGCAGAAUGGUCUAGUAUUCCCAUGGUCGUGUAUCAAUAUUUUUUUACAGAACCAGUUCCAUUACCAUACAGCUAGCUACCUGUUAAUAUCUGUUAAUAAAGGACCAUGCUUUCCUAUAAGUCUAUCUUGACAGGUUUAUUCUCAAGCUGUAAAUAAUACCUGAUUAAUCGGGUUCGUUCUGAUUUACAGAGAUUAGGCAAGACCUGCAAUUCAACUGAUUACUUGCACUUAAGUUUGUCAGUCCAUUUAAUAAUUAUAUGAAGGCUUGUUGAGGACAUUGUAGCUGUACUGUACAAUAUUCUUGUGAAUGUACUGCCUCUAGAGAGGAGGGAUGAUGCUGAAAGCACUUUGGGGUGGCACUGACCAUAUAGAUAUGUUAAAUACUGGCUGCAGUAUUAUCGCCCCCCCCAUUGUGGUGUUGGUACUAUCAGUACAGAUCUUUAAUUUAUCUGGUUAAUUUCUUUGGGGCCAUGGCUGUAUCCAUCUUACUAAGACUCCCAUCAGAAGUGAUUUUGUCUUUUUCUUUCCCUGUAGUCUGCUCUCGGCUUUCCUCUUCAGUUUUGACUGAGACUAUAUACGCUUUUGGUUUUUUAAUUUUCUUGAAUGACCACGGUAAUAUGCCAACACUAUCAUUCUUCAUAAUCAAUUUCAGAUUUUCUGACAGUGGCGUACCUUUAUUUGUCUUUGUGUGAAAUGCUAGUGCCAGUUAAAUUCACUUUACGUAAACAGACUUGAUUUAGAGAACCUCAGUGUUUUUCUGUUGAAUUCUAACAAUUCGGGACUGUGGAGCUACAGUUGGUCUCCAGUUUCUAACAGUCUACAACAUGUAGGGGUUUUCCGUUUUGCCCUGAUCAGCCUUUCAGCUCUGUCAACAUUCUUCAAUCUGUCUGAAGUUCUCUCUACAGAACUCUUCUAAAGCCUUAUCAGUACUACUAGAGCUCUUUAUUUUCUUAACCUUCAGCAGCUUUGGUGCAAUGACAAAUCAGUGGGUGUCCAGUACAUUGCCUUCUGUCGGACAUCUACACAACUAACCAGGGCAGCUUGCAUGCUGGUUUGGCUGCAGAUCUAGGCCUGGAUGUAAACGGAGGUUCAGGGUUCUCUUAGAUGUGCGUUGUCUGGUGGUUAUCGUCUCUGUGUACUUCUCCAUAGCGACAGUUGGGGCAGUGUUGUUCUACAUGAGACCCAUGAAGCCCUUAUUUCAGGUCUUACAGGGAGACGGUGAAUGUUACCACAGGCCACUCCCUGAGAGGGUUCGAAACGCCACAACGCAUACACACAUGGACCUACUCCAAAACCCACCCUAGGAGUGCAGGUGGAAUAAAGGGCCAAGGAGCUGGGCUUAAUUUCUAUGUCGAAUGCCAGUAUGGCUACUGGAACAUAGCUAUAUUAAAACCAACCUACCAACACAUUUCUCUGUUUUGUGCCAUCCUUAGUUUCUUUUUAUGUAGAUGUAUUUGCUGCAAUGAAAGUGACUUUUAAUUAGCCAAGUGAUAAUUUGCUAAAUGAGCUACUGCUGUUAUUGUCACUUACUUACUCUAAUCAAACUAAUGCAUUUUACCAAAUAUGACUUUUGGACUAUUAUUUACAUGGUUAAGAAAUGUUUGUUUGUAUUUGUAUGUCAAAAUCUCAGGGCUGAGUCAAUCAUCCAAUGAUUCUAUUAGUUUUUUUGUUUUUGGCAUAUGGUGUUAUUUAUCACACAUGGACUGGAGAAACUCAAAGUAGUAUAACCUUUUUUAUAAUACAGUCUACUUGUUGAUCUUGUCAUGGUCACUUUGCUGGUGUAACCUGCCACCACAUUCCCAUGCCUCAUCUAUAUUAGUUAGUUGUCAAUGUGUUUUAUUUGUUUUGGGGGGGGGGUAAUAUUUGACACAGACAGCAAACAGUAAUGUCACUACUCUCUUUAUUUUAAGGCAUCUUUACAGGUGCUCUUUUGUAAUAUGUUGCUUCCUCCUGGGUGACAGGUAAACCUAACUGUCGAAUAAAUGUUGUUGAACCCC
Esox lucius (northern pike) is the source of this 6569-nucleotide messenger RNA. RefSeq names its product signaling mucin HKR1. The record is from RefSeq and is a predicted model, not a curated record. Gene Ontology annotation, cellular component: nucleus. NCBI's taxonomy places the organism in Eukaryota, Metazoa, Chordata, Actinopteri, Esociformes, Esocidae. Bases 245 to 3889 code for a protein of 1214 amino acids. Gene Ontology annotation, biological process: regulation of transcription by RNA polymerase II. The transcript has 6 exons.